Molecule: messenger RNA, 2448 nt
Organism: Amblyraja radiata (thorny skate)
Lineage: Eukaryota; Metazoa; Chordata; Chondrichthyes; Rajiformes; Rajidae
Product: deleted in malignant brain tumors 1 protein-like
Exons: 8
Coding region: 109-2436 (775 amino acids)
Cellular component (GO): membrane
Source: RefSeq, a predicted model, not a curated record
GAUUGGGAUAUCAAAGAUGCGAAUGUCGUUUGCCGACAAGUUGGAUGCCCGUCGGCCAACGCUUCACAAGAGGGUGGCAGUUUUGUGGCAGGCAGUGGGAAGAUCUGGAUGGACCAGGUUGCCUGCAAUGGUUCCGAAAUGUUCUUGUCGGCCUGUUCCUUCUCAGGAUGGGAGGUUCACGAUUGCACGCACGCCGAAGAUGUUGGCGUUACCUGUGAUGGAGUUGCGGACGUGAGAUUGGUGGACGGAAGUAAAUGCUCUGGAAGAGUGGAAAUCCUCCACAAUGAUAUUUGGGGAACGGUUUGUGACGAUGAUUGGGAUAUCAAAGAUGCGAAUGUCGUUUGCCGACAAGUUGGAUGCCCGUCGGCCAACGCUACACAAGAGGGUGGCAGUUUUGUGGCAGGCAGUGGGAAGAUCUGGAUGGACCAGGUUGCCUGCAAUGGUUCCGAAAUGUUCUUGUCGGCCUGUUCCUUCUCAGGAUGGGAGGUUCACGAUUGCACGCACGCCGAAGAUGUUGGCGUUACCUGUGAUGGAGUUGCGGACGUGAGAUUGGUGGACGGAAGUAAAUGCUCUGGAAGAGUGGAAAUCCUCCACAAUGAUAUUUGGGGAACGGUUUGUGACGAUGAUUGGGAUAUCAAAGAUGCGAAUGUCGUUUGCCGACAAGUUGGAUGCCCGUCGGCCAACGCUACACAAGAGGGUGGCAGUUUUGUGGCAGGCAGAGGGAAGAUCUGGAUGGACCAGGUUGCCUGCAAUGGCUCCGAAAUGUUCUUGUCGGCCUGUUCCUUCUCAGGAUGGGAGGUUCACGAUUGCACGCACGCCGAAGAUGUUGGCGUUACCUGUGAUGGAGUUGCGGACGUGAGAUUGGUGGACGGAAGUAAAUGCUCUGGAAGAGUGGAAAUCCUCCACAAUGAUAUUUGGGGAACGGUUUGUGACGAUGAUUGGGAUAUCAAAGAUGCGAAUGUCGUUUGCCGACAAGUUGGAUGCCCGUCGGCCAACGCUACACAAGAGGGUGGCAGUUUUGUGGCAGGCAGUGGGAAGAUCUGGAUGGACCAGGUUGCCUGCAAUGGUUCCGAAAUGUUCUUGUCGGCCUGUUCCUUCUCAGGAUGGGAGGUUCACGAUUGCACGCACGCCGAAGAUGUUGGCGUUACCUGUGAUGGAGUUGCGGACGUGAGAUUGGUGGACGGAAGUAAAUGCUCUGGAAGAGUGGAAAUCCUCCACAAUGAUAUUUGGGGAACGGUUUGUGACGAUGAUUGGGAUAUCAAAGAUGCGAAUGUCGUUUGCCGACAAGUUGGAUGCCCGUCGGCCAACGCUACACAAGAGGGUGGCAGUUUUGUGGCAGGCAGUGGGAAGAUCUGGAUGGACCAGGUUGCCUGCAAUGGUUCCGAAAUGUUCUUGUCGGCCUGUUCCUUCUCAGGAUGGGAGGUUCACGAUUGCACGCACGCCGAAGAUGUUGGCGUUACCUGUGAUGGAGUUGCGGACGUGAGAUUGGUGGACGGAAGUAAAUGCUCUGGAAGAGUGGAAAUCCUCCACAAUGAUAUUUGGGGAACGGUUUGUGACGAUGCUUGGGAUAUCAAAGAUGCGAAUGUCGUUUGCCGACAAGUUGGAUGCCCGUCGGCCAACGCUUCACAAGAGGGUGGCAGUUUUGUGGAAGGCAGUGGGAAGAUCUGGAUGGACCAGGUUGCCUGCAAUGGUUCCGAAAUGUUCUUGUCGGCCUGUUCCUUCUCAGGAUGGGAGGUUCACGAUUGCACGCACGCCGAAGAUGUUGGCGUUACUUGUGAUGGAGUUGCGGACGUGAGAUUGGUGGACGGAAGUAAAUGCUCUGGAAGAGUGGAAAUCCUCCACAAUGAUAUUUGGGGAACGGUUUGUGACGAUGAUUGGGAUAUCAAAGAUGCGAAUGUCGUUUGCCGACAAGUUGGAUGCCCGUCGGCCAACGCUACACAAGAGGGUGGCAGUUUUGUGGCAGGCAGUGGGAAGAUCUGGAUGGACCAGGUUGCCUGCAAUGGCUCCGAAAUGUUCUUGUCGGCCUGUUCCUUCUCAGGAUGGGAGGUUCACGAUUGCACGCACGCCGAAGAUGUUGGCGUUACCUGUGAUGGAGAUGUGGACGUGAGAUUGGUGGACGGAAGCAAAUGCUCUGGAAGAGUGGAAAUCCUCCACAAUGAUAUUUGGGGAACGGUUUGUGACGGUGAUUGGGAUAUCAAAGAUGCGAAUGUCGUUUGCCGACAAGUUGGAUGCCCGUCGGCCAACGCUGCACAAAAGGGUGGCAGUUUUGUGGCAGGCAGUGGGAAGAUCUGGAUGGACCAGGUUACCUGCAAUGGUUCCGAAAUGUUCUUGUCGGCCUGUUCCUUCUCAGGAUGGGAGGUUCACGAUUGCACGCACGCCGAAGAUGUUGGCGUUACCUGUGAUGGAGGUAUGGAGCUAAUAGUCAUGGCGCCAUAGAGGCGCAUAACA